Molecule: messenger RNA, 1567 nt
Organism: Mucor mucedo
Lineage: Eukaryota; Fungi; Mucoromycota; Mucoromycetes; Mucorales; Mucoraceae
Product: HotDog domain-containing protein
Exons: 4
Coding region: 39-1418 (459 amino acids)
Biological process (GO): acyl-CoA metabolic process
Cellular component (GO): mitochondrion
Molecular function (GO): fatty acyl-CoA hydrolase activity
Source: RefSeq, a predicted model, not a curated record
UUUUUUUUUUUUCAACUUAUCUAUUAUUAAAACCAAAAAUGUUGCGCUCUCUUCUUAAGCAAUCUUCAGCCCUUCGUAAUAUCACCAAGCAAAGUGCCAGUUUGGCCACUUGCACUCGUCAAAUCCGUGGUGCGCAAGCUUCCUUAAUUGAAGCUAGUGAAGAAUCUUUCCAAGCUACCAAUAAGUUAUAUACUGUUCGUCCUGUUGCUUUUUGGAUGGAUAAGAUUCUUGAAAAAGAAAACAAGAGACCUCUAAAUGUCUCAUCUACCCAAUAUCAACACGCUUCUGUAAACAAGACCAUGUCUGACAGUUAUAUGGAAGAAUACCUGCCGUUUAAAUCAUCCCCUACCUUGUUGGAUGAAUACAUUACCACAGGUGGAAAAGUCAGAAUUGGAAAGAUUCUUGAAGAUUUGGAUGCAUUGGCUGGCGCAAUCUCUUACAAGCACAUGGAUACCUUUGUUGACAGCCCUCCUCUUACCGUUGUCACAGCUAGCGUUGAUCGUAUGGAAUUACUCAUGCCUAACACUGUUGAAGAUUUCAAAUUAUCUGGCCAUGUUGCCUAUGUCGGUAAAAGCAGUAUGGAAGUUUUUGUCAAAUUGGAGACUAUCCCCCAAUAUGAUCCCGCUACUGUCGAAUCCUCCGAAUUUCCCCCCAACGAUUUCAUUGCUAAGCCUACUCCUAACACAGUUUUGUUUGCUCGUAUUACAAUGGUAGCGGUAGAUUCCGCCACAGGAAAAUCUGUACGUGUCAACCCCCUUAUUACUCGGAACGACGAAGAAAAGAAGAUUUCUGAAUAUGCUCAAGAUUGUAAAUCACGUAAGCGACUUGCAGGUGAGUCUGCUCUCAAUAAAGCUCCCCCUACUGCCGAUGAGCGUUUGACUCUUCAUGACAUCUAUAUGAAAUAUUCUGACAAGGAAGUCGCUCCUGAAAAUGCUGUUUGGAUGGAAGAUAUGACAAUGCAAAGUGUUUUCUUAAUGCAACCUCAGGAUCGUAAUAUUCACAACAAGGUAUUUGGUGGUUACUUAAUGAGACGUGCUUACGAGCUUGCUCAUGCUACUGGUUCUGUCUUUGCAAAGUCUCAAGUCAGUCUUUUAUCAUUGGAUGAAAUUGUAUUCAAAAAGCCUGUUCCUGUUGGCUCCUUGUUAAACUUGCAUUCUCAAAUUAUUUAUUCUCAAGGUGAACCCAGCAAGACGUUCCAGGUCAGUGUCACUGCUGAAGUCACUGAUGUUGAAACCGGUACCACUGAUCUUACCAACACAUUCCAUUUCUCCCUUGCUUCCAAGGAGAAGCCUCUUCGUCAAAUCUUGCCAAGAACAUAUUCCGAGAGUAUGAAAUAUAUUGAAGGCAAGAGAAGACGCGAACACGGCGAUGAAGCAAAGACUCAGUUGUUAAGUCUGAUGUGUAAUAACAGCAACUAAAUUCUGACAAGAUAAAUACCCUCAUAGACAGCCUUUUUUAUUUUAAUUCUCCUGACAUUUCAUUAUCUAUAUUAUUUUCAUUACAAUAUUUCAUUUUUAUUUAAACACCAUCACAUCCAUUUAAAUAAAUAUUUUUUCAUAACCACAAA